AUGGAUCGCAGAGUAUCGAGUAGUCCCGAUGUAAUAUUACCUAAACGAAAUGAAAACGCAGAUAACAUAUCAAUUUCGUCUCAAGAGAAAAAUUCCAGCAAUAGGUUUCCUUCACUCCCAGCAACACUACAGAAACCAUUAAAGUCAAAAAGAUUAAAACACAGUCAUAGUCGAGGAAGUCAUCGUCGUCGUCGUCAUCGUCGUCACCACCUUCAUUACAAUUAUCACCGACAUCAGCGUACUGGUCAAAAACGCAAUCCUUUAAUAGAAUUAAUUACAGUACCUAAAAACUCACCUGCAAAAAAAGUCGAAAUCAGUGAGAAUGGGAAUUCUGUAACGCCUGAUGAGACACAUUCAUCGAACAAAACAGUCGACAGCAAGAAAAUGCCUGGAAAUAGUGGUAGUGAAGUAACCGAAAAAGGAAAGAAGGAGAAAAUUCGAGAAGCAUCUUACUGGAAAUUUAAAAAAUUAAUUGAUUUGAUUGUAUCGUGGAUAAGACAUGUACUUGAUAAAGGUGUUACUGGUAUUAAGGCUGAAUAUGAGCGAUUAAAUCAAACUCCGAUAAUGGAAAUCCUGUAUGGAUCACCUGAAGAUGAACGCAACCGCUAUCGAGAUAUUGGUUGUAUUGAAAAAACACGCGUUAUUUUAAAGAACGUUGACACUGAAGCAAAUUAUAUCAACGCCAAUUUCAUUCAUUCCGGAAAACAUAAGAAACGUUUUAUUUGCACACAGGCUCCGCUAGAAACGACAACUGAGGAUUUUUGGCGUAUGAUAUGUCAAGCACAAUGUGAAUAUAUUGUUAUGCUUUGUGAUUUUGUUGAAAAUAAUAUGUCUGUUUGUGCCGAAUAUUGGCCACGAGAAGAAGGACAACGAAUGGAAUACGGUGAUACGGAAGUGAGAAAUACUGAGAUCACAAAGAUUGUUGUAGAGGAAAAUUACGUAAAUUAUACAGCGACUAAAAGUAAACUUCGCAUAAUUUCUCGUCUUGGACCUCACAGCUGUACACAUUUUUACUGGCCUGAAUGGAGCGAUCAAAUGCCGUCACCGUCUUUCGAGAUGCUACGUCGGAUCGGCAAAGAUAUUAGGCGGUCAAAAUUUCUCAGGCAUCCAAUAACAGUUCACUGCACAACAGGUGUUGGUCGUUCAGCAACAUUUUUGGUCAUUGAAUUAGUGCUUGAAAUGCUAAGUGAGGGUCAAAAAUGUGAUAUGGCAGAUUUACUGUCAAAUUUGCGUAAACAACGUGCCCAAGCUGUUAAUUCCUGGAAACAAUAUUUGGGGGUGCACAAACACAUAAUGCAUUAUUUGGUAACUCACAAAAAAAUCCCCAGGAAAAUUUUGUUCGAAGUGAACAAUUUUCUGAAUGCUUGCAGCGAACAAAUAAGCAACGAGUCAGCACAAAAUGAAACUCCAGGAAUACAGUCCUAG
This is a messenger RNA of Thelazia callipaeda (thelaziosis nematode), 1425 nucleotides long. The record is from the annotation of a GenBank genome assembly. Lineage: Eukaryota; Metazoa; Nematoda; Chromadorea; Rhabditida; Thelaziidae.